Molecule: messenger RNA, 576 nt
Organism: Medioppia subpectinata
Lineage: Eukaryota; Metazoa; Arthropoda; Arachnida; Sarcoptiformes; Oppiidae
Source: the annotation of a GenBank genome assembly
UGUGCCGCGAACUGUACGGUGACUGACAUCCGUGUAUACGCGGGACUAAUUAAUCAGGGCAUUUCAAAUUUAAAAUACUAUACGGGCAGCGAGUAUUACAUUAAUCCCACGUACGUAGCAAACAAAUGGUUUGCCUACGAUCUGGCGCUCAUCCGACUCAACACUAAUAUACUACUGGACGGGGCGUCGGGUUUGACGGGAAUUAACGCCAUUUGUUUGCCCGAAGAGAAUGUGACAAAUGUGGCCGAAGAGUACGCCCUAUUGAAUGGGUUCGGACACAAUACAGAUGACGGGUGGGGUAAAGGUGUACAACGCGUGGGCUGGACUAAAAUCAUGAAGGGCAAUCCGAACAAUAGUCAUGGUGAAAGUGUAAAGCUAUUUUUUAAGCGCACACCAUACCCGACGGGAACAGCCGGUUGUACCUAUGUGAAUGGUGUGGCUGUACUUAUUGGCAUUUAUCGUGGUACAAACACGGGAAAUGCAUGUAUGGGCUUAGCGCCAAAAUCUAAAGGAUAUGCCUGUCGUGUUUCAUAUCACAUGCAAUGGAUCGUCAAUACUAUCUAUGAUAACAAUCCC